GGAGCGGAGAGACCUGCAAACACCCCAAGCUGGCAUUAGCCACAGCUCCCUCCCCAGCACAGAUCGCCAGGGGUGCUGGCGCGGGAAGGCCAGUCAGUGCGUGGAGCCAGGGCUCCCCACCUCUGAAAGUGCUGCCUGGGCUGCCUCCAAGGACCCAGCAAGUAGAACGUGCUGAGCUGGGUCAGGGCAGACGCAUGAACUCCCCUGUCCACAGCUGCAGCCACGUCAUGUGUCAGCUGCAUAAUGGGCAAGUCCGCUCCCCGACCUGCCAUGGCGAAGCUUGCACAUAGUUGUAGCAGAGAGGAAUUGCAGACAAGGCGGCGGGGGCUGGAAGCAGGUGGGACAGGAGGUGCUGAUGGUGUAACGCUUGUGACUGCAGCUCCAGGAAGUCUUUGAGGACGUGGCUGUGUAUUUCAUGCGGGAGGAGUGGGAGCUGCUGGAUGAUGCAGACAAGGAGCUUUACCAGGACCAGAUGCUGAAGAAUUACCAAGCCCUCGUUUCCCUGGGAUAUCGAGGUCUCACUCCUGACUUAAUAUGCCGCAUCCAGGGAGGACAGGUGGAGCUGUGGGUCUGUGCUGAUGAGGACCACAAGAGAAUAUCAAGGUCGGAGUGCCUCCUGCCAGGUGAGUUGUUGUGGCAGGCCCCCGUGCCCGACUCCCUUUCUCCUUCGCACCUGGCCGGGCACCAACUUAUCCACACAGGGGAGAAGCCACACGGGUGCCAUGAGUGUGGGAAGGGCUGUACCCAAUCCUCCAGCCUGGCCCAGUGCCAGCACAUCCGCGCAGGACCGAAGCCAUGCCAGUGCCCUGUGUGUGCAAAGAGCUUUGUUCUCCACUCUGACUUGGUUAGGGACCAACUUAUCCACACGGUGGAGAAGCCACAUCAGUGCUUUACAUGUGGGAAGGGAUUCACCGAAUCUUCCAACCUUGCCCGGCAUCAGCGCAUUCACACGGGGCCAAAGCCACGUCAGUGCCUUGUGUGUGGGAAGUGCUUCAGGCGCUCCUCCCACCUAUCCCAGCAUCAGCACAUACACACAGGGGAGAAGCCAUAUCAGUGCUCUGUGUGUGGGAAGAGCUUCACUCAUGCCUCCAGCCUGGUCCAGCACCAGCGCAUUCACACAGGUGAGAAGCCACAUCGGUGCUCCACCUGUGGGAAGGGAUUCACCCAGUCCACCACGCUGGUUCGCCACCAGCGCAUCCACACAGGUGAGAAACCACAUCUGUGCCAUGAGUGUGGGAAGACGUUUACCGUAUCCUCUAGCUUGGCUGACCACCAGCGCAUCCACACAGGGGAGAAGCCAUAUCAGUGCUCCGUGUGUGGGAAGAACUUCGGUCACUCCUCCCACCUUUCCCGGCACAGUCGCAUCCACACACGAGAGAAUCUACAUCAAUGCUCCGUGUGUGGGAAGAGCUUCAUCCAGUCCUCAUACCUGGCCCUGCACCAGCGCAUCUGCACCAGCAUGUCCACACCUCAGGAGCAUCCAUAAUUCCGCCAACAGUGCAGUAAACACUUGUGGAUGUCCAUUUGCUGAGCACCUGCAUUCAGGCAAGCAGCCACAAGUUGGUGUAGAGCAGAAAGAGUUCACCCAGUAUUUGGCUCUUUUAGGGUACUGCAGAACCCAAAGGAGUCAGAGGCUGCGCCCAGUUGUGAUUGGGUUGUGGGGGGGCUAAAAAAAAA
This is a messenger RNA of Alligator sinensis (Chinese alligator), 1677 nucleotides long. RefSeq names its product zinc finger protein 239-like. Gene Ontology annotation, biological process: negative regulation of transcription by RNA polymerase II. Lineage: Eukaryota; Metazoa; Chordata; Crocodylia; Alligatoridae. The transcript is spliced from 2 exons. The coding region runs from base 416 to 1486 and encodes 356 amino acids. The record is from RefSeq and is a predicted model, not a curated record. Gene Ontology annotation, molecular function: DNA-binding transcription repressor activity, RNA polymerase II-specific.